Fomitopsis serialis is the source of this 1164-nucleotide messenger RNA. RefSeq lists its product as uncharacterized. NCBI's taxonomy places the organism in Eukaryota, Fungi, Basidiomycota, Agaricomycetes, Polyporales, Fomitopsidaceae. Bases 140 to 1126 code for a protein of 328 amino acids. The record is from RefSeq and is a predicted model, not a curated record. The transcript has a single exon.
CGCACGAGAGGGGCGCACACGAGAAGAGCUGCAGGCGAGAUCAACGGUGAGUGCGCAGAGUCCUAGCAAUGGACACGGGUAGCACCGCGCGUACACAGGAUGCAUACUGCACCCGCGACGCGCGUACCCGUACCCAUGUAUGGUGCUACCCGUAUCCUACCUGGGGUCAGCGUCAGUGUUGGCGGUGGACCGCGGGUCAGCCACCCUCUGUGGUACCUCCGAGUGUGUUGCCUGCACCCGCCGUACUCGUCUUCCUCCCUGCCCUCCCUACUCGUUCGUGCUCGCGCGUCCCGCUCCUCAUGCGCACCGUCCCGCGUACUCGCCACUGUGCCCAUACCCACAGUCCGCUCGUCGGCUGCGUGUUGCACACGCCCCGACCCUGCGCACCGUCGGUCUCCCAUCCUUUAUUCAUGCGCGCGUGGUCCGUUCGUCGGCCGUGUGCUUGCAUGCUGGGCAAUCGCCCAGUGCGCUCGCGGUUGGCGUGUGUACCGUCGCCUGCCCGCCCGUUCAUCGGUCGGCUGUGUCUGCGCGGUGGGCAUUCGCCCAGAGCGCUCGCCGUUGCUGUGCCCGCCCCCUGCUCCGCUCGUCUGGUUGCUUGCUUGCCCAUCUGUCCGCUCGUCCGCUCGUCUGCUCGUCCGUCCGUCCACCCGUCCGCAUGCCCGCUCGGGCGCGUGUUCGUCGGCCGUGUCUGCGUGCUGGGCACUUGCCCAGCGCGCUCGCGGUCACCGUGCGCGUGGUGGUUGUCUGCGCCCUGUGUCAGUGUGCCUGCCCUCUCGCCCUCUCGUCCUCUCACCCUCUCGUCCUCUCACCCUCUCGUCCUCUCACCCUCUCGUCCUCUCGUCCUCUCAUCCUCUCUCCUCUUGUCCUCUUGUCCUCUUGUCCUCCCGCCUGCGCACUCGUGGCCACACGCCCGCUAGUGCACUCGUCAACCGGGAGCCCGUUAACCCGCUCACCCACUUACUCACCCACUCGCCCGUUUGACUUCCCGCCUGCCCGCUCACUCUCCCGCCCCUCGUCCACUCGUCCGCCCGCCGUCUGUCUGUCGGCUGUGCCUGCACGCAGGGCAUUGGCCCUGAGUGCUCGCGGUCGUCGCGCUGCACGUUGCCGUGUUCUGUGUCUACGUUAGUGGGCUCGUUCGGGUGCGUCUGCACUCACCGGUGGACU